ACAUGUCCGAGGCGCUGGAGGGGGACGUGGAGGAGCUGGAGAAGGCAGUCAUCCACCUGGAAAAGCUCUGCCCAGCUCGGAUGCAUGACAUGGGCCCAGAGAUCCAGGGGACACUGCAGGCCUGGGAGGAGCUGCAGAAGCUGGUGCUGGAGAACAAGGGCCAUGUGCAACGGGCCGGUCGGCUGCAGCAGUUCUUCAGGGAUUACUUAGCCAUGAUCUCCUGGACAGAGGACACAAGGGCUCAGAUCUUUUCAGAGAGCGUGAGUGCUCAUGGGCUCCCGGAGACUCAGUGGGAAGAGCUGGAGAGGAAAAUUGAGGCCAAGUUCAAGGAGUUUGAGGAGCUGGCAGCGGCAGGGCAGACGCUGGUGUCCGAGGAGCACUACCUGAGUGAGACGAUAAAGGAACGCCUGGAGGAGCUGCAGAGCAUGCUGGGAUGGGUGCUGGUGCGCUGGCGAGCACAGAAACACCACUGGGAUGCUGGGAACAAGAGUGAUGGCAAAAAGGGCCAAGACGAUCCCCUGGACUCUAUGCUGAGUGUGUCCCCCAGCUGCCAAGACCCAUGCGCCCAAGCAGCUGUGCCCGAAGCAGAUGGCAUCCUGGGCCCUAUCACUUCUAAAGGCCCUCAGCCCACAUUGUGCUCCCUCACCCCACCGCAGGGACCCGGGACACAGCUCCAGAGGCGAGAGAGAGAAGUGGCCUCUCCUUCCGCCCCAUCUAUCCCAGAUCCCCUCCAAGGGCUGGAGCAGAGUUGGGAAGAUCCUGGUGACUCCACCCCAUUGGAGGUGGAAACCCCCAAGGAGACUCUAGUUCUGGAUCCCUCAGAGACCCCAGUGCUGCUGGUGCCGCAGCCUGGGCCCAGCAGCCUGGGCGGGACAGUCAACUUGAUCCUGAGUAUUGGCAAGAAGGGAGAGAAGAAACUGCAGCUGGCGCAGCCUGGAGCGAUGCCGGGGGAAGAGUCCCUGCACAGGCUCCCUGGCACUAAACCCUCAGGCUGUAAAACCUUUUGGAAGCGUUGCCAGGGGCUUUUAGGAAACACUUUGGGUAGUUUAAAGCGAAAGAAAAAGCUGUCUCGCCGGCCCGUGGAAGAGGUGAGCACCUAUCUGCAUGUGAAAGAGAAAGAGGGGGAUCGAGAUGCCACCCGCAGGAGCUCGACCAUGCCACGGCCAACCAAGCGAGCGCCCACAAUAGCCCAUGCUUCCCUGGUCCCAAGCCCUGGGCCUGAGGCUGCCUUCCACACCCUGCCCAAGAUCAGCUCCAGCUCCCUCCUCAGCAGCCUGAAGAGAAAGGGUCAGGCAAAGGCAGAGGAUGCUCAGCUGUUCACGCCGCAGGGCAUCAUGGGAGCAGGUCCCAGCAGGCUGCAGCCUUUGCUGGAGGAGAAGCACAAUCCCAGCAACACUUGGCCUCCCAAGUGCAGCAGUGGGAAGAAGUUGGCAGGGAGGCCUCCAAGCCCCAGGCUCGGGCAGCUGUUGGACCUUGUGAAGAACCCGCUGGGGAGGGCCAUUGAGGCAGAAUGUGGCAUUGUCAGGGCGGCAUCUGGUGGCCCCAAAGCUGAAUUCCUGAGCCAAGCCCGGGGGUCCAGCAGUUCCCAACCGGCGGUGGCAAAGAGUGCUUGCCGGCACCUUUCCCUGGGGUCUGUAUUGAGCUUGGAGCUGCCGAAGGACCUUGGUCUCCUUGGUAACGUCCAGGACACCAUUAAAGUAGCACAGAAGGAGAUGCCAGGAAGGGAGGAGGCGAGGCAGGACGGGAGGGUGAUUCCGUGGGACACCAGUCGGGCAGAGAGGGAGGCGAAUGGGGCCAGCCCGCAGAAGGAGACACUGAACCAGCCGCUGGCCACAUGCCAAAGGCCCAGCGGGCCAAGGGAUGCUUUCAGGAAGGCUCCUAAAAGCGAGGGAGGCACCUGGUUCGAAGAGGUGAGCUUCAACCCAAGCUACCGCAGGCCAAAGGCGCACGGCGUGGGUGCCAUCCCCUGUGGGGAGGAGCGAUGGACUCCCAGGAGCCAGGGCAGUGAUGAUUUCCUGGACUUCAGACUGAACCGGCUCUCCCGCAUCAGCGUGCUGCAUGAGCAGAUUGGGCGCGAGUGGGACAAGCUGGCGGCCACGCUGGGCACGUCCAGAAGCGCGAAGGCCGAGAAGCCAGCAGGCUGCAAACCCAGACUCGGAGAAGCAACUAAGGCAGAGCUCAGGCCUUCUCCCACUAAGCACACGAGUGGUGCCGGAGGAGCCCCCAGCACAGGCAAACCAGAGCAUCCUGCAGUGAAUGGCAAGCUAAAGAAAGAUCCCCCAGAGCAUCGUCUAGAGCCUGCCCCCUUCCAGGAGGCCACGGAGGAAAGCCUGAUGGCACGCUCUGGACGGUGUACAAACCUACCGACCCUGCUGUCUGUGUCUGAGUGCCAGCUCGGUGCCCAGCCGCGUGGCCUGGCGUCAGCAGGGUUAGACUGCCAGGGCCUGGCUCCAGACAGAAGGGCGGCCGGAUCAGGGCUGUCCAAAGGGGCAAAGCUCCCAGGCUCAGCCGAGGUUUGCCACCCCGACCACGAGCUGUUUGAAGAAGAGGAGGAGGAGCUGCAGGCCAUCUGGAGGAACGUGGAGGGGCGCAACGAGCAGAGCCCCUGUGCGGACAUUGAUGCCCACCCCACGUCGGGGAACAAGGCAGACAAGGCACAGAGCCCAGAGGUUUCCAGUGGGAGACUGAUCCUAACAUCAGCGAAUAACGUGCUGGUGGCCAAGUUCACCCUUCCCACCUCCACCCAACUCCUUCAGAGCCCAGACGGGGAAAGAGGCACCAGUGAUGGGCACGGUAGUGAGGGCAGCCCACGUGGGUUCUGGGCGUCCUUCCCCUGUCAAGACGAUCCCCAUGGGGCAAAGGAGGCUGCAUCCAUCGGAUCAGUGGAGGGCACCUGCCCACAGAACCGGCAGAAGCAUCAGGAAGAGGACAGAGACGUUGGCAAGACGCCCCCCAGUAAAGUGGAGUUUCAGAUGAUGGAAGGGACUCUGGAAAGGAAACACGUGUUGCAGACGGGAGGCAGAAAGGCAACCUGUCGCACCUGGAACCUGUUCCAUGCAGUGCUGAUGAGGCAGACACUGUGCUUCUACCAGGACAGGAAGGACACUCUCAAGAGCUCCGUGGUGGCCCUGCCCCUGAACCUCUCGGGAGCACAGUGCACCCGGGAAACAGAGUAUACCAAAAAGACCAACUGCUUCAGGCUACAGCUGCGGGACGGCUCUGAGUACCUCUUGAAAGCUCCAUCCCAGCUGCUCAUGAACCAGUGGGUCUCCAAACUGCAGCAGAAUUCAGGUUUCCCUGAAGUGGAUUAUUUCCAGGCACUCACGCAGCCUGCUGAAGGGACCAGCUCUGCUAUGGGACCCAGCAAGAUCUCUGGGCCUGGAAGCUCCAGCUCUUCCCACCUGCUGGGACAUCAUCAGCCUGUUACAGCCAAGAACCAAGAGAUCACACUGCUGCCCAGGUCAAGUGCCAGGCUGCAGCUGCCUUAUGGGACUCGGGAGGACACACUGGAUUCAGCAGCCUCACAAGCAGGAGAUAAUCACAAAGCCAUCAGCCACACGACAGGGCACAGGCAGUGCCAGUGGUUGCCUGCUGGGUCUCCAAGAUCCCAGGAUAACAGUUACCAGGAGGAGGAGGAGGCGGCGCUGGUGACACACAAGAGGAGGUCCCACUCGUUCACCUCAGCCACUUACCAGAAGAUCACGCCGGUGUCGGUGCCCAAGGAGCCCCUGGAGGCUGGGAGCAGCUACUCCAUCACGUUGUACAUCGGGGAGCAGGCGGUGGCCAUGCCCAGGGCUCGCUGUCACUCCUUCGUGGCCAGGCCAGGGAGCCCACGGGAAGGCACCCCCUCUCGCCACAAGAACAAAUCCGUCUUUAAGAAGUUCUUUGGGAAGAAAGAAUGAGCCCGCUGGAUUGGGGGGAUGCAGGUUGCAAGGGGGCUUGAGACUGCUGGUCUAUUAGCUCCCACUCGUGUGCCAUUCUAGCAGGACCUCUCCGCCCAGCACCUGUCCACAGGGCUCCCUCCCUCCCCAGGGCUGAUGGGAAUACUGAGGGGAGAGACACUGCUGCGCUGGGCCGUACCAGCCUAGGGGGCUGCCCCUCACCCACCCACCCACCCCUAAUGGGAGCGGCCGCCAGGGGCCAAGCUGCUCUGGCAGACACAGAGCAGGAAGGGGGUGCAUUGCUGUAUCUAUCAGAGCCCUCUCGCUGAGCUUGCAGGGACCAGUCUUUGUGUGCCAGUAGAGCUGAUGGAGCCCUGUGGGGGGGGGGGGUGUCGGGCAGCUGGUUCCC
Messenger RNA from Terrapene triunguis (Three-toed box turtle), 4290 nucleotides. RefSeq lists its product as uncharacterized. Lineage: Eukaryota; Metazoa; Chordata; Testudines; Emydidae. The transcript has 14 exons. Bases 3 to 3902 code for a protein of 1299 amino acids. Gene Ontology annotation, biological process: muscle cell development; actin cytoskeleton organization. Gene Ontology annotation, molecular function: actin filament binding; phospholipid binding. Gene Ontology annotation, cellular component: cortical actin cytoskeleton; Z disc; plasma membrane. The record is from RefSeq and is a predicted model, not a curated record.